GCUAUUUUUUGUUUUCCAAAUAGUUGCUAGUUUAAAAAAUAUUUUGUACAUAUGUUUGUCAGGAGAAUGUGCUUCUUUUUGAGUAUCAACAGAGCCUGGGUCAGUGUAAACUGUGAGGGUGCAGGAGCUACUCUGAUGCGCCUAAUGACCAUAUAAAGUGCGACUUGUCUUGACUGAUUGCAUUGGCUUGCCAGGCCACUCAAAGCCAGUCACAUUUUAGCCUAAAGUGGUCACACACCGUGUGAGUGUAAUUGCUGUCUGCUGCUGCUGGAGAAAAUACACUUCAUUGUUUCAAAGAGGGUCUCCUCCAUCCCCCGGCUCCUGCCAUAGGGCUGCACCUUAGGUGUGCACAGGAAACAUUAACUUCUUCCUGAAAGAAUCAGUUAGUAUUACGAGCUGUGCCCCGACUCAUUUUCACCUUCAUAGUUACACACUUAAUUUGUCUCAAAACACAGAAAUAGGCUACCCAGACAGUGCUAGAGAAAUAUAGACAUAUUCUUCACAAAUUAAACAUUAUCAUGUUUAAGUUGAAGUAUUUUUCAUUACUUUAUUGCAGAAACUGUUAACAAAAUCUGAUCAUAUGUGUGCAAAAUUUCUUCAGUCAUGACUAUAAACAGUAGAAUGUGUUAAAUAUUCAAUACAUCCACACAGAUGAAUCAAUCGAUCAUAAAUUCUGAAAUCCACUUGAGUUUAGGAAACCAAUGAACUAAAAUGGUCUGAUUGCAGUGGUGUGCAAAUUGUAUUGUUCUUUUAUUAAAAUAGUGUACCAUAUUGGCCUUCAUUUGGACAGGGUUUAAAUGAAUCUUGGCUGCAGUUAAAUCCCAGUUUAGGCAUGGUUUAGGGGAAUUUUAGAUUGCCAAAAUUGAACAAAGGUAUUGCAUGAAAAGAAAAUUGUGGUACUUGGAUUUGAAAAGUUACAAAAUAUUUGUGUUUGGGUAAGUGGAAAGUCAGUUUACUUAUAGUGAAUCAAACUUCAGGCCCUGUACAAAGAAGCCUGUGCUGUGAGUUAUAAGUUACAUUCAAGAUAUGAACAGAAGUUUUAAACGGUGUCCUUGGCUGUUCUGUUAGGUUGAGUAGCGCCUCGCCUUACCCUACACCUUAUAAACUACUACCUAACAAGAACAAUCUGUGAGAGGACUAGGCUGCUCAGACACGGCUGGUGAAAAGGGGGAGGAGAGUGCAGCAGAAGGAGGGAGUUGCUCAUGGUUAUCCAGACAGAACUCCAGACUGAAAUCUGAAACAGCAAGGAGACCACUCUAUGUAAGCUCUGGUUCCAGAUCACUCUUCCAGACAACUUCACAAACUACAUGCUAUUUCUCAUGUUUCACCCUCCCCCCUUUCCAAAUGAGAGCAGAGGUUCCUGUCACCCAGCUUGUACGCAGAUGGAAAGACAAAAGUCUGGUGGACACAAUGCCAGAACAGAAAGUCAAAAUGAAGACUGCUGUUUCACAUCUGAUCAGCCUCCUCACUGUCUAUACCCUCAGCAGAACUUUGGCCAGUCCCCUUGCACUUUACAGCGCUUUUGAGGGAAGCACAGAUGAGGAUGAACUCUUCAACUCUACAUCUUCUUUAGCUCCCACGUACCUGUUCUCUGAGCUCCCGACCACGCCUGCUGGCCCUCACGUGAACGCAGAUGCCCUGAAGCGAGUUGAGGACUUCCUACGAGAAAACACACUCUUGAUCCUUGUCACAAUCACUUUGGUCUUCCUGAUAUUUCUCAUACUCUGUGGGGCCUUUUUUAUGAGUCGCAAGCGCAAAUUCAAUGCCUACUACCCGUCUUCUUUUCCCUCCAAAAUGUAUGUGGACCAUCGGGACAAAACUGGAGGUGCUAAAACUUUUAGUGACUUGCCAGAAAAAGCAAGUCUAGAACAGAUUAGUGAGACAAUUGACAGCCACAAGCAGCUUCAAGCAGACAUCAUGAGAGCAGCCAGGAGUCUACGAUCUCCUAAUAAGUCAGCAGUAGAAGGCCAGCUGGAGGAGCACAGGUCUGAAGAGAUCACCCUGCCACAAGACAGCAUCUUGGACACGCUGUUGCCCAGCCUCCCUGAGGAGAAGGAGCCUUGUCAACUUUCUCUCAGUGAAGCAACAGCGGUUUCGUCAGAUGAGAGCCUGUCUGCUAAAAGUGAUUCACAAGAGGUAUUAAUCAAUAAGAACGCACGCCCAUCCUCUCUCCACAUCCACAACGACACUGCCACACUCCAGCUAAUUGCAGGAGAGAAAACGGCAUUCUGAGGCACCAUGGGCUAUGGAUAUGUCUAUUUUGCUCCCAAGAACAUUUACAAUAAUAUUUUAAAGGGAUAUUCCUUAUCAUUGUGUUUGCAGACAUUUCUGCAUUUCAGGCUGCCUCUCAACCUGAUACAAACAUUCAUUUGGUGCUGAAGACUAUUUACUGUUUAUUGCAUUGAAUGAAGGUUCAACAAAUUGUUUGCUUUAAUAGGACACAGGUCAUCUUUAUCUUUCAUGCUGAUGCAAUCAUGAAAUUGAGGAAAAAUGGAAGUGCAAACAACUAGGUAAAACAUUUUUUUUUGUAUUAAAUGAAAUGUUAAAUGCCAAAAGCAUGUGAGUUUGCCUUAUCAUGCGUAUUUAUCAUCAGAUUUUAUGGCCUAACACACUUUGCAUACUUAAGCAUACU
This is a messenger RNA of Boleophthalmus pectinirostris (great blue-spotted mudskipper), 2632 nucleotides long. RefSeq names its product transmembrane protein 119b (gene tmem119b). The record is from RefSeq and is a predicted model, not a curated record. Lineage: Eukaryota; Metazoa; Chordata; Actinopteri; Gobiiformes; Gobiidae. Gene Ontology annotation, biological process: positive regulation of osteoblast differentiation; ossification; positive regulation of osteoblast proliferation. Gene Ontology annotation, cellular component: plasma membrane. The transcript has 3 exons. Bases 1345 to 2232 code for a protein of 295 amino acids.